Messenger RNA from Heterobasidion irregulare TC 32-1, 768 nucleotides. RefSeq lists its product as uncharacterized. The transcript has 2 exons. The record is from RefSeq and is a predicted model, not a curated record. Lineage: Eukaryota; Fungi; Basidiomycota; Agaricomycetes; Russulales; Bondarzewiaceae. The coding region runs from base 1 to 768 and encodes 255 amino acids.
AUGCCGCCUAUACAACCCCACAGUCCUCCAGAGGCCAGAGAUCUCAAUAAACCGGAUGUCUACUACUGUGGAUGCAUGGCCUGUCUUAACAAGGGCAAGUCUUGGCGCUCUCGGACAAUUUGGUAUGAGCACAAACAAGAUCGCGAGGCUCAGCAGGCAGUAGGCCAGAUAUCUGCUCGGAACCUAUUGCAUAGAAUUCCCACUAGGACUUGGACACAUUGGAAGCACGCUUGGCUCCAUGAAGAUGGACUUAUGGCAGAUAUGGGGCAGAUGCAUCCAAGACAUCAAGCUGGAACAGUUGAGAAUGGGAAUCCUAUCGAUCCUGACCAGCUAGAUGAGAAUGCUGCCCCGCUUCCCGUGCUAGAUGACAGAGACCAGUUGCAGCAGGCCAUCCAGGAUCUUGAAGAUUUGAUUGAGAAUUUGGAUAUUGAAGACCCUGGAGACAUUGGUGGCAUUGAAGGUGGCAGAGGGAUCCAGGCGCUGGAGGACUUGGUGGAAGAGGAGAGGCAGCCCGACAUUAAGGGUAACAACGCAGAAACAUCCCGCAUACCAUCUGUAAACACUGCACUCAAAUUCAUCAAUGCAUUGAAAUCAGCAUGUCUCGAGGAUGACAAACUUGACUCAGGAGUACUUGAGCGACUUUGUCAUCCUCUUGAGGAGGUCACUGAGCUUGAUGAUCCAGACAUUCGUCUUUCUAUUGAUCUCUUUCUCACCAACAGAGAUGGAUCUGAGAAAAUUUACAACAAGUCUCGUGCUGCUUGCCUUUGA